Messenger RNA from Papilio xuthus (Asian swallowtail), 1201 nucleotides. Its product is annotated as sodium channel protein Nach. The transcript has 9 exons. The record is from RefSeq and is a predicted model, not a curated record. Gene Ontology annotation, molecular function: ligand-gated sodium channel activity. The annotation marks the transcript as partial. Gene Ontology annotation, biological process: sodium ion transmembrane transport. NCBI's taxonomy places the organism in Eukaryota, Metazoa, Arthropoda, Insecta, Lepidoptera, Papilionidae. Gene Ontology annotation, cellular component: plasma membrane.
UACUACCCACAUUCCAGAUUUUUCUGGUUGGCGGCGUUCUGUUGUUCAGUAAUAUGUGCGGCGUUCUUCAUUCUCAACGUGUAUCACAAAUGGCGUUCGUCGCCAAUGAUUGUGAGCAUCAACCCUGAGAACAUGCACCUACAGGACUUACCCUUCCCCGCCAUCACCGUGUGCAAUGUCAACCAAGCGAAGAAAUCGGUAGCCGAACGGUACAUUAACACUGGGAAUUCUUUGGAUAAAAAGCUAUUGAACAGUUUAUGCGGCACCCAAAGAGAUGCAGACAUAUUUGAGGAUGACAUAGCUGAAAGUGCCAAUUGGGACUAUACAAGAUCAUUUCUUAUUAAUGUGACACAGCCGUGCAACGAAAUGCUAGCGAUGUGCCUAUGGGACUCACGCAGCAUGAACUGCCAGGAUCUAUUCAACGCCCAGCUCACAGACGAGGGUUUGUGUUGCACUUUCAACGUCGUACAUCGAGAUAACAUGUUUAGAAAUCCUAGAGACCUAAACGAUUUGAACUUAACAUUCCCGUCACCGUCCGUGGACUGGACUCCCGAAGGCGGUUACCCGGCUGACGCGCCACCUGAUGGAUUUCCUUGGAAACCUAAAGGGAUAGGCACCAAUCACGGCUUAACUUUAGUCUUGGACGCAAACAUCGCUGAAUAUUACUGCGCAUCUACAAAGAGUAUGGGCUUUAAGAUACUUCUCCACAACCCGACAGAAACUCCAAACAUUGCAAAAAUAGGAGAAAUCUAUGGGCCAGGAAUAGAAGCGAGGGUUGCCAUACAGCCGAGGAUUUUAGACGCGCAACCUUCGCUAAAAGACAUCGAUGUUAAGAAAAGACUUUGUUUAUUCUCAAGCGAAAAGGAAUUAGUAUUUUACAGAACUUACACUUUACGGAACUGCGAAAUGGAAUGCGAAGCUAGGUCCAUGUUGGAUAGAUGCAAAUGUGUUCUUUAUUAUAUGCCUAAAAAUAAAUCAACACGAAUUUGUGGAAAAGCCGACGCCAAAUGUUAUUCGAACGUUAAACUGACAGCACAAAGUGAUAGCGAGGCGUCGUGCGACGAGUGCUUACCCGCCUGCAACGAAAUAGCUUUCUUCGAGCGACUGAGCACCGCGCCUCUCAACAAGGCGCUAAUUGGACAAUACUCUACAAUAUUAUUGAAUAGAACACCAGAUUAUUUCACGUAAUUAUAUUUAUGAA